AUGGGGCGCCUGGGGCUGUUCGUCGCAGGCCUGGCCUGCUGCCUGGCCGCAGUGAGCGCCGCAAAGCUGGGCGCCGUCUACACCGAAGGAGGCUUCGUGGAAGGUGUCAACAAGAAGCUCGGUCUCUUUGGCGACUACGUCGAUGUGUUCAAGGGCAUCCCCUACGCCGCUCCCCCUAAGCCCCUGGAAAAGCCCGAGCGACACCCCGGCUGGCAAGGGACCCUGCAGGCCAAGGACUUCAAGAAGCGAUGCGUGCAGGCCACCAUCACCCAGGACAGCUCGUACGGGGACGAGGACUGCCUCUACCUCAACAUCUGGGUCCCCCAGGGCAAGAAGGAAGUCUCCCGGAACCUGCCCGUUAUGAUCUGGAUCUUCGGGGGAGCCUUCCUCAUCGGGUCCGGCCAUGGGCCCAACUUCCUCAAAAACUACCUGUACGACGGGGAGGAGCUGGCCACGCGGGGCAAUGUCAUCGUGGUCACCUUAAACUACCGCGUCGGCCCCCUGGGCUUCCUGAGCACCGGAGACGCCAACCUGCCAGGUAACUACGGGCUCUGGGACCAGCACAUGGCCAUCGCUUGGGUGAAGAGGAAUAUCGCAGCCUUCGGAGGGGACCCCAAUAACAUCACCAUCUUUGGGGAAUCAGCUGGAGCUGCCAGUGUCUCCCUGCAGACCCUCUCUCCCCACAACAAGGGCCUCAUCCGGAGGGCCAUCAGCCAGAGCGGUGUGGCACUGACUCCCUGGGCCAUCCAGAAGGAGCCCCUCACCUGGGCCAAAAAGAUCGCCGAGAAGGUGGGCUGCCCGGUGGACGACACCGCCAGGAUGGCCAAGUGUCUGAAGGUCACGGACCCCCGCGCUGUGACCAUGGCCUAUAAGUUGCCCUUGCGGGGCAUGGAGUACCCCAUCGUUUACUACCUCGGCUUCCUGCCCGUCGUGGACGGAGACUUCAUCCCCGACGACCCCAUCAACCUGUUCGCCAACGCGGCCGACAUCGACUACCUGGUGGGCACCAACGACAUGGACGGCCACUUUUUUGCCAACUUGGACAACACAGCCAUCAACAACAACAAAGUGCCCCUCUCGGACGAGUACUUCUACAAGCUGGUCAGUGAUUUCACCUUCAUCAAGGGGCUCAGGGGCGCCAAUGCCACCUUUGAUUUGUACACCGAGUCCUGGGCCCAAGACUCGUCCCAGGAGACCAAGAAGAAGACCAUGGUGAACCUGGAGACGGACAUCCUCUUCCUGAUUCCCACCAAGAUCGCCCUGGCCCAGCACAAAGCCAACGCCAAGAGUGCCAAGACCUACUCCUACCUGUUCUCCCAGCCCUCUCGGAUGCCCAUCUACCCCAAGUGGGUCGGGGCCGACCACGCGGAUGACCUCCAGUACGUCUUUGGGAAGCCCUUUUCCACCCCCUUGGGCUACCGGCCCCAAGACAGGACUGUUUCCAAGGCCAUGAUCGCCUACUGGACCAACUUUGCCAGAAGCGGGGACCCCAACAUGGGUGGGGCGGUUGUGCCCACCCACUGGAAACCCUACACCGUGGAGAACGGCGACUACCUGGAGAUCAACAACAAGAUUGACGCCAACUCCAUGAAGCAGCACCUGAGGUCCGAGUUCCUGCACUACUGGACGCUGACCUACCAUGCGCUGCCCACCGUGAACGGCCAGGAAACCACCCCCGUGCCCCCCUCUGAGGACUCCAACGUGGACCCCGUGCCCCCCUCCGAGGACACUGAGGGGCCCCCCGCACCUCCCUCCGAGGACAUUGAGGGGGCUCACAUGCCCGUAGUCAUCGGCUUCUAAUGCCCUUGGCCCCAGAGGGCCCCCUCCCCUCCUGGGCGCCCCUAAAUAAAGCCUCAUCUCUCUCCAU
Talpa occidentalis (Iberian mole) is the source of this 1867-nucleotide messenger RNA. RefSeq names its product carboxyl ester lipase (gene CEL). Gene Ontology annotation, cellular component: cell surface; synapse; postsynaptic specialization membrane. Gene Ontology annotation, molecular function: sterol ester esterase activity; neurexin family protein binding; triacylglycerol lipase activity. Gene Ontology annotation, biological process: chemical synaptic transmission; modulation of chemical synaptic transmission; postsynaptic membrane assembly. The record is from RefSeq and is a predicted model, not a curated record. The transcript is spliced from 11 exons. The coding region runs from base 1 to 1800 and encodes 599 amino acids. NCBI's taxonomy places the organism in Eukaryota, Metazoa, Chordata, Mammalia, Eulipotyphla, Talpidae.